AUGAAUCCACUCGAGCAAUCAGUUAAGGAUCUGCAAGCAAAAAAUGCUGAAUUCCAAGCCAUGAUCCUGAAUUUGGCAAAGGGGCAGGAGGAGCUGAAGGCACUCCUUACUAAGAAGGAGAAGAAGGCCAAGAAGCCUGUAAGUGUUCUUAAUCUGGGAAGAAGAUUCCGAGGCCCUCUCAGAAAGGUCAAAGAAAUCGAAGAGGAGGUUGAACAAGAGGAAGGUGCUAGUGGCAAAACUGAUCAAACGAGCAACAAUGGUUCUGGAAAGCAAGACGAGGAAGAAGAGGAGUACUAUGAUGACGAAGAAUAUCCGGAGGAUAAGUACAGACAGUUGGAGGAACGAAUGAAGGCUGUGGAAAUCCAGAAGAUACCAGGGUUAGACUUUGAGGAACUAGGACUCAUCUCAGGAGUCGUGAUCCCUCCAAAGUUCAAGACACCGACCUUUGCAAAGUAUGAUGGGGUCUCUUGUCCCAAACUGCACCUAAAAUCAUAUGUGAGGAAGAUCCAACCUCACACCACUGACAAGAUGCUGUGGAUCCACUUGUUCCAAGAGAGUUUGUCAGGAACUCAACUCGAAUGGUACUAUCAACUAGAGGGUACCAAUAUUCGUACUUGGGAGGACUUGGCUGUUGCUUUCUAUACGCAAUACCAAUAUAAUUCUGAUCUCGCACCGACUCGUAAACAACUGCAGAGCAUGUCCAUGGGUCCGAAAGAAAGUUUCAAGGAUUAUUUGCUGGGAAGCUCAUCAGCUGGUUUUACUGACUUGAUAUUGACUGGGGAGCGGGUUGAAAGUGGCAUCCGAAGUGGGAAAAUUCAGGUGGCUACCUCUUCUGGUGUUACGAAGAAGCCUUAUAGUGGAAAGACUGAAGCUAAUGCUGUGCACAGCCAGAGGGGUCGCAACAGAAAUGAUAGUAGCCAAUCUGUUGGAGCUGUCUUAAUCUCUACACCAACACCUCGACAAAAUCAACAACAAGGAUAUCAACAUAGGCAAGAUGCGCCCAGAAGAAAGUUUACAAAAAUAAACAUGCCACUAUCCCAAGCAUUACAAUAUCUAUUAAAGGCGAGCUUGAUCACUGUGAGGGACCCUCCGAAGACCACUAAUACUACUUCUCCUGGUUAUAACCCCAAUGCGAAGUGUGCAUACCAUUCUUAUAGCCCAGGACAUGACGCGAACAGUUGCUGGGCUCUGAAAAAUAAGAUUCAAGAUAUGAUAGAUGCUGGGGAAAUUGAGUUUGACCCUCCAGAAACUCCCAAUGUUAUUACUGCUCCUAUGCCGAAGCAUGACAAAGCUGUCAAUGCUGUUGACCAAGAAUCUUAUGUUACUAAUGUGAUGAAUUUGACUACUCCACUCCCUCUUAUCAAGAAGAAGCUGUUGCAAGCCGAUUUAUUUCCGGGUUGCAUUGAAGACUGUUAUUACUGCUCGUCGCAGUCAAAUGGUUGUACAAUGUUGAAGACUGGUAUUCAAUGCCUGAUGGAUAGUCGAACGAUCAUGUUUGAAAAAGUGCCUUCUGUAGAAAACUUAUGUGAAGAUCUAGCUCAGAACUUGAAAUUUGAAGACGUGUCCGUAAUUUCCAGGACUCCUGUGAGAAUUCCUACCAAGGGCCCCAUAAAGAUCACUACUGAGCCCAAGGUAGCUCCCUUGAUCAUUACCAAGCCUGGUCCGAUCCCGUACUCCUCUGACAAGGCUGUCCCCUGGAGCUAUGGUAAUGAUGUGUACAUCCAUGGUGUGAAACAAGAAGCUUUGAAUGACGAGCCUGUCAAAGUUCCCAGUCUCGACGUCGACAAUAUUGUAGGGACCAGCAAGGUUACAAGAAGUGGAAGAAUUUUCUCUCCGGGAAUCUCUCCUGGUGCCAAUACCUCAACCCAGGUCUCUGUUUCCGAUUCAACUGCUGAUGUGCGAGGGAAAGGACCAAUGCCGGACCCAGUGCAGACACCAGUGGAAGCUACUGCUGAAGAAGUCUCCCAGAAGGAAAUGGAUGAAAUUCUGAAGAUCAUCCGGAAGAGCGAUUAUGAUGUGAUCGAACAGUUGGGGCACACUUCCUCCAAGAUAUCCAUGCUAUCAUUGUUAACUUGUUCUGAGGCCCAUGCUAAGGCUCUGAUGAAGUUUCUAAAAGCGGCGCACGUACCACAAGAGAUUUCUGUUAAUCAAUUUGAGAACUGUGUUGCAAGUUUGACAACGAACAACUACCUGGGGUUUUCUGAUGCUGAUCUGACUCCUGCUGGAAAGAGUCAUAACAAAGCCUUGCACAUCUCCAUUGAGUGUAAGGGUACUACUUUGUCCCAUGUGCUGGUGGAUAAUGGCUCCUCGCUGAAUGUAUUGCCUAAAAUGGUGCUGGAUAGACUUGAUUCUGAGGGGAUGGUACUAAAACCCAGUAAUGUGGUGGUGAAGGCUUUCGAUGGUACGAAGAGUACAGUCUAUGGAGAGGUUGAGCUCCCAAUCAGAGUGGGUUCUCAAGCUUUCAACUCCUUGUUCUAUGUGAUGGAUAUCCACCCCGCCUAUUCUUGCUUGCUCGGGCGUCCGUGGAUACAUGGGGCAGGUGCUGUGACAUCUACUUUGCAUCAGAAGCUGAAGUACCUUGCAAAUGGCAAGAUCGUCACUGUGCAUGGAGAAGAGGAGUAUGUGGUUAGCCAUGUGAAUGAGUACAAGUAUAUCGAAGUGAAUGGCGAAUUCAUCGAGACUCCUUGCCAGACUUUUGAAUUGGUUCCUCAGGUUGUCUCUUCUGCCAAGCACACUCCUACUGUUCCUAAAGUUACCCGGAUCCCUCCAACCAUGGCUUCUCUGAAAGAUGCUAAGGCUGUAGUUGAAGAAGGUGGUUGUACUGUUUGGGGCCAACUCAUUGAUGUCCCGUAUAAAUCUGACAAGCUUGGUUUAGGUUGUACUGCUGGAACUCAGAAGAAUAAUCAUCACACCCGUCUUGGAGGAUUAAUGUCUCAUUUCGUCAGCAAAGGAGUCAAUGCCUUGGAAGAUGGGGAGAGCAACUGCAAUCUAGACAAGUGGAUCUUCCCGACACCUGAUCAUGGGCUAAACAACUGGAAGACCGAAGAUGUUAUCUCUAUCUCCUUCAACCAGGAGUAA
Vicia villosa (hairy vetch) is the source of this 3078-nucleotide messenger RNA. RefSeq lists its product as uncharacterized. The transcript is spliced from 2 exons. The record is from RefSeq and is a predicted model, not a curated record. The coding region runs from base 1 to 3078 and encodes 1025 amino acids. NCBI's taxonomy places the organism in Eukaryota, Viridiplantae, Streptophyta, Magnoliopsida, Fabales, Fabaceae.